Mycotypha africana is the source of this 448-nucleotide messenger RNA. RefSeq lists its product as uncharacterized. The transcript is spliced from 3 exons. The coding region runs from base 7 to 408 and encodes 133 amino acids. Lineage: Eukaryota; Fungi; Mucoromycota; Mucoromycetes; Mucorales; Mycotyphaceae. The record is from RefSeq and is a predicted model, not a curated record.
CAAGUUAUGGACGUGACCAAAGGAAUAGCAAAGGCUGGCGUUGAUAUUGUUCAACAAAUUAAAUCAACAAAUAUAAUCAGAGAGGAGAGUAAUUUCCAAAAGUUUGGAUUGUCGCCUUAUGGUCACAUUUAUUUAGUAAACAAGCCUUCACUUGUACUCGGCGUAAAGGAAACAUUCUUCUCCCGCCGCGAAGGAUUACAUGUACAUCUUCAAUCAGCCGAUAAGCGCAACUUGGACCGUAAAGAACAACGUUGGGACUUUGUGAUUCCAAUCGUUAAGGAAGCCUCUCAAGAAGCGAAAAAGAGCCUUAGUAUAACUGUUCAGUUCAUUCGGAUUCCAGUUGCCAUAUCAACCAUACAAAUGAUGAGGAGCCAUCAAGCGCAUUUCCUGAAACAGAUUUUCUUUUGAAAUCAGAUGCAUGUGGGCUAUUUGUCAGUUUAGAAGAUAC